ACAGAGGAAAAAAUGUGCUCAUACGUACGUGAGAAUUUUUAUAUAAUCUAUGCUAUUAAUAAUAAUAAUACUAAUACUAACAAUUAACAAUAACAUAUUAUAUUAUAAUUUACAGUGUAAUAUAUAACAUUCUGAACACUCUUCACACACAAACACACACACUUAUGUUCCCACUUUCUUUCGUUACUAUUAUAAUCACUUAUAUCAAUGUACUUCUUUUCUAAGUAGACAUUUAGAUACACGCAUAGAUAUACUGAGGACUACUCAAAACGCUUGAAAUUCACAUGCUCACUGAAAGAGAGGCAAAAACAGUACGCCUAUACAACAUGUAUACUCACAUAACAAUAUUAAACAUAAGGACAGUGAAUGAAUGAAGGAAUGAGAGCGUGAAUGACCUAUAACUACCCAAUAGUAUAAUAUAUAUCAGUAUUAAUACUCUAUAUUACUUCACAUACAAAUAUAUAAAUAAAGAUAACCCUGUUGAAUACAUAUAUAACUAAAUAUAAGUAGAACUCAGCAUCGUUGACAUCGCCAUCAUCAUCAGCCUAUGUUACUGAACUCAAAAUUCAGUCGAAUAAAUUUGCGGCAUUGAAGAGUUCUUUUUUGAACAUAUUUAACUGUUGUGAUUGUCCAAGAAUGCAUGCUAAGUGUAAUAAAGAAAUUGCUCAACAUCAACAAUUGAUAGCUGAAUUACAAGAACAGCUGUCAAAUAAAAAUAAACGGAUCACAGAAUUAACAAGUUUACUGGAUAAAUAUCAAAGUGUAUUCAGUUUAUCGAGUUCCCUGUCGACACCGACAACUGUUGUUAAAAGUCAACAGCAGCAACAACAGCAACAACAACAGCAACAGAUCGAUAACAAUGAAGUAUUUGGUUUCGGUGGGAAUGUUUCAGUGCAUCAGAAUGAAUUAACUGUACAAACAAGAAAACGUGGUAUCGGGAUAUCCGCUGAACCGCAGAAUGAAGACGAGAUUCAAUCGAAAGAGCUUAUAUCCCAUCCGAAAUCUGAAGAUGUUCGUAAACUGCUAAGAGUUGCAAUUAUGGAGAAUGAUUUUAUGAAUCAUAUUGCGUCGACUCAAUUAACUGAACUAAUUGAUUGUAUGUACAGUAUCGACUUCACAGCUGAUGAAAUGAUUAUCAAUGAAGGGGAUUUUGGUUCAUUGGUGUAUGUUUUAGCAGAGGGAAAAUUGGAAAUAUCUAAAGACGGUCGAAAAUUACGAGUUUUAGAUCGUCCAACAGUAUUGGGUGAAUUGGCUGUUUUGUAUAACUGUACACGAACAGCAAGUGUUAAAGCUCUUACUAAUGGGACACUGUGGGCAAUUGACAGAGCAUCCUUUCAAACUAUUCUGAUGAGAAAUCAUUUACAAAAGCGUAAUGAUUAUACGACAUUUCUUAAAAGUGUCCCAAUAUUCAGUGGUCUACCAGAUGGUACAAUAUCAAAACUGGCUGAUCAAUUGAAUGAAAUCACUUAUCGUCCAAAUGAAUAUAUUAUACGUCAAGGUGCUCGAGGCGAUAACUUCUACAUCAUAGCUGAUGGUCAUGUAAAAGUGACAAUAUAUCCUACAUUGGAAAAUGGUACAAUUGAUCGAUCAAAUGAACCACAAUUUGUUCGUACCCUGGGAAGAGGUGAAUGGUUCGGAGAGAAAGCAUUAGCUGGUGACAAUUUACGCACAGCCAAUAUUAUUGCAGCUGGUGAUGGUGCAGUGACCUGUCUUGCUCUAGAUCUUGAAUCAUACAAUCUACUGCUAGGUGAUUUAGAGGGGUUGAAGAGACGCUAUUCAAAAGAAAAAGUAGUAGAGGAUAAACUAGGCGAAUUUAAACCAGAAUUUCAGAAUUUACCGUUAGAAAAGCUACAAAUCAUUUCUACUCUAGGCUCAGGUGGAUUUGGACGAGUUGAACUAGUAUGUAUAGGUGAUGAUAAAACAAAAACUUAUGCUUUAAAAAAGAUGAAAAAACAGCAUAUAGUUGAAACUAAACAAGAAGAGCACGUGAUGAAUGAACGUAAUAUCAUGUUACAAACUGACUCCGAUUUCAUUGUACGAUUGUGUAAAACAUUCAGAGAUAGAAAGUAUCUUUAUCUUCUGCUUGAAGUAUGUCUGGGCGGUGAACUUUGGUCACUUUUAAAGGAUAAAUACUUCUUUACAGAACAAGCAACACAAUUCUAUCUGGCGUGUGUUGUUGAAGGAUUGGAUUAUUUACACAGGAAAAAUAUUAUCUAUCGUGAUUUGAAACCAGAAAAUAUAAUGCUUGAUACGCAAGGUUACUGUAAACUAACUGAUCUUGGAUUUGCUAAACACUUACCAUAUGGAGCUAAAACAUGGACAUUCUGUGGGACACCAGAAUACAUGGCACCAGAAGUUAUACUGAAUAAAGGACACGAUUCUGCUGUAGACCAUUGGUCAUUAGGAGUGUUAUUGUUUGAAUUAUUGACAGGGCUGCCACCAUUUGAGUCACCAGACACAAUGCGUACAUAUGGAAUUAUAUUGAAAGGGAUAGAUGCUGUUAAAUUUCCUACAAGAAUGUCUAAAAAUGCCCAGUGUUUAGUGAAAAAACUAUGUCGUGAAAAUCCAACUGAACGAUAUGGUGUAGGAAAAGGUGGACUACGUGAAAUUGAGAAACAUGUUUGGUUUGAAGGUUUUGAUUGGGUUGGAUUACGUAAACGUGCACUGAAAGCUCCUCAUGAAAGACAGGUAUUAUCACAAAGUGAUCUACGACAUUUUGAUACAUAUCCGGAAGACAGUGAAGAGCCUGAAGAUGAAACAUCUGGUUGGGAUGAACUCUUCUAG
This is a messenger RNA of Trichobilharzia szidati, 2784 nucleotides long. The record is from the annotation of a GenBank genome assembly. NCBI's taxonomy places the organism in Eukaryota, Metazoa, Platyhelminthes, Trematoda, Strigeidida, Schistosomatidae.